Messenger RNA from Canis lupus familiaris (dog), 4522 nucleotides. RefSeq lists its product as uncharacterized. Bases 745 to 4491 code for a protein of 1248 amino acids. The record is from RefSeq and is a predicted model, not a curated record. Lineage: Eukaryota; Metazoa; Chordata; Mammalia; Carnivora; Canidae. The transcript has a single exon.
CAUUCUGACUUGAGGAUUCUGAGCAAAGGCCCCACCCCCACCCUUGUCGCCCCCAUAGCCACCUCUGUGGGAUACUGGUUCUAGGCUUGAAGGACAUGUGGCUCUGGGGAGGGGGCUCUAUGAGGCACAGGCAGAGGAGAACCAUCUGGAGCAGAAAGACUGCCAAGGAGCUGCUGUCCCUGGAGUGGGAGCCAGGGAACGUGGGGGAGAGGAACACGGGCCUGAGCCAGGCCCCUCACCCUCUUCUGUCUCCCAGGACCGAGUGGUAAAGGGGCUUUGAUCCCCCCAAAGGGCCUUGUGUCACAUAGUUGGAACUCAUCCCUGGGUUGGGGCUAAAGUCUCAAGUUGCUACAUGAGAAGAGAGGAGAAGGAAUCAAGUCUGGCAUCUGACGUAGACCAGAAAUCCAGGUUUCCCCAGUCUAUUUUUCUCCCUUGCCCUUGGCCUUCCACUGCCCUGCCCAGCCCCUGCCACAACGGGCACCACCCUCGUCUGGCUAGCUGGCCUGGGGAGAGAGUAGUCAGUCACCUGGCCCGUAAGGGUAGAGGAAGCCGACUUCACCAGGAUUCCCAGGCCUUUCUGUCUCCCAAGGUUCUCUGGGCAGGCCCCAUUCCUCAGGGGGGUGGGGCCCCUGGUUUCCCAUACUCUGUCACCACCACCCCCACCCAGGUCACUGGGGGCUGUGAUGUGUGAGGUUGCCAUGGCAAUGAAGUGGGGGCAGGGCACCUAGGGCAUGGAGCAGGGCUAUGGAAGUCACCAAGAAGGUGGGGGGCCCUGAUCCAUCGGGCCCCCAGGGCCACCCCUCAGCCAGCAGCCAGCAGCUGGGGGGUGGCCACAGAGGGUCCCAAGGACCAUGGAUAAACUCGGGAUCUGUAUACUUCAGGCAGGGGUUGUCAUUAUCCACUGAGGCCAUCAUUGAUAGGACCUGUGACCCUGCCUCCCAGGCCCAUGCCCCUGAGCCCAUUCACCAGCUACACCAGGAUCCUGCUGAGGUUGGCUCCCAGUGUGGCCGUGAGCAGGCCUCCCAAGAUGCCCCAAAACUCCCCUCUACUAGCCCAUUUCCAAGCUCCAUCGUGGGAACCCAAACGCAUCUCAUCGUGGAGAACAGGACUCUGACCUUACCCGUGGACACACGCAGUGACAGCACCAGUGACUCGCUCCAGCAUGGAUUUUGCCGCUCCCGGCUUCGGGUGCACGUUGCAGGUGAGGGCAAGGCUCCAGCUAAAGUCCUGGUAGGCUGGGGCAAAGGCCCCUGCCACCCUGACAAGAUAGCCCCCUUGGGCAGCAGGAAGAGCCGGUGGCUACCUUAUUUCCUUUCAGGGGAGGAUGGCUUGGCUGCAACGCAAGGUCCUCUUCUGACUCCAGCCCAAGGUCAGGGCCAGGGCAAGGGCCCGUGUCCUCCCGCCCAGGCUCCUCCAACUCCAACUCAGGCAAAUACUCCAGCUGGGGAUACUACCCCAAUGCCGGCAGCAGCUGAACCUAAUACCUGCAACUCUGACCACUUGACAGACACCACUGCCACAACCCAUGGCCUGUCCCAAGAGCUCCUGCUCAGGAAGUGUGGCAACCAAUGGUCAGUCCUCUUGGAGUCUUCCGAAGUGGUCCCAUCCUGCCAGGACAAAGUGGAUUUUUGUUUCCAGAAGGAGCCUCCCACCCCAACGCCCACUCCAGAGGAGUCCUCUGACCAUGUCCAGGAGCUCGAGGUUGCUGGAAUGCAGGUGUUACCCACCCCACCUGAGAACCCAGAGGAGAAGCCCCUGGUCUGUACCUCUAGGCCAGGCAGCCCAACACCAGGCUCAGGCCCCCCAGGUACGCCCAAGUCCCAGAGGAAUAGCCAGGAGAACUGUAGCUCUCAGACAGACCAGCAGCCUCUCAAUGUUUGCAACAAUACCUGCUCCAGUGUGCCACCAUCUGCCUACCAAGUAUCCUGCCACAAGCAGUCGCCAGUCCAGUCUCCCAGGGAAGCUGCACAGAUUUCCCCCUCCAGUGCUCCUACCUGCCAGCUCCAGGAUGCCACUGAAGAUCAUGUGCUGGUAUUCGAUAUGGCCACAGGCAAAACCAGGAUCGGGCUACUGUGCCAUGACCCCACAGGUUCACGGGCAGUGCUGGUUGGUGUCAUGCCCAGCCACUCAUCCAUCUAUGUCCCCGAAAAUGUGUUGUCCACUGCACCAUUAGCCAUGCCCAUCCUUUCCCCUGACAACAAUCGCUCCAGCUUCUGGUCCACUUCGCACAUGCUCUCCAGCCCUGCACCCUCCAGCCUUUCAACUGGAAGCUACCGAGAGGUGGCCUUGGUUCCCAAGGAGGGCAGGCUCAACUUGGAGUCACAGGACACCCCUAGUUCUGAGACACCCAUCAGAGUGUUCACUGGGCCCGUUCCACUAGGAAUGCCCCUCCAGCUUGGUGAGAGGCUAUUGAGCCAUGUUCGUGAUCCUGGCUGCUCCAAACCAGAUGGUGUAAAAAGUGAACCUAGUCAUACUGUCUGGAUGCUGGAUGCCUUCAGGAUGCAGCACACCUCCAUGAUCCAGCCCAAGAAACUUCGGUGGAUGAACUCAGAGCAGACCCCAGAGCUUGCUCCAGAAGCCCAAAAGCAGGAGGUGCCCAGAUCUCUGCUUCAGGAGGAUAGAGGCAACCACGACCAGAAAGAGGUCCUUACUGCUCACCCUGACAGCCUUCGGGGUGAAGGUGCUGGGCAGGCCUCCCUCGGUGGUCGGUCCCUACUGGCUGAGCAGCAUCCUCUUGCUGGACAGCCCUCUCUGACCAGUCAGCCUCCCUCUGCUGAGCAGUGCCCCCUCACCAGGCCCACCCAUCCUUCUGGACAGCUGCUCCUGGCUGAGCAGUCCCCCUCCACCAGGCAGCUCCCCCUUCCUGGUCAGCCCCCUCUCACUGGCACCCCUCUUGCCAGGCAGCUUUCUCUCACCGGGCAGCCUCCCUUUUCUCAAGAACCCCCCAUUUCCAAAGGACCCAUCUCAGGAGGGCCCCCCAUCAUCAGGGAGCCCAGCCAGGCCUCCACCAUGUGCCAAGAAGGUGAGCCCUUGGGCUUGCCAGCCCAUGUGGGGGUACUUCAGAUGCCCCUGGCCCCUGAGGAGACCUGUGUCUACAUGAGCAGAGAUAAGGUCGGUGGUGGCGCCACUGAAAGCUCCAGCACACAUCGGCUCUCAUCCUGGCAACCGGGCAGUUCCCCCAGGACCCAGGAGGAACAAUUUUCCCUGGUCACGUUCUCUACAUCUGGCACUGGCUGCAAAGUCUUGCCCGUGGCCAUGGUGGGCACAGAGCCCCAGGGUCCCCGCUUCAAGGUGACACCCGAGAACAUCAUGCACUCAUCAGUAGUUGCACACCUUGGCCUGCUCCGUGGGGCCUGCUAUGAACUGGUGCCCACCACAGAUGCUCCGCCAAUGCAGUCCCCGGUGCUCUGCCGCCACUCGCUUGGUCCCUACCAGGACAUGGCAGCUGUGGUGAUUGACACAGGCACAGGCUUCACCAAAUGUGGACUGGCCAGAGAGGACCAUGUCCUCAGUGUGUUGCCUUCACGUGUCCAGUUGCUACAGCACCCAGCCCAGGACGAGCCCCGGUAUGCGGUGCCUGAGAACCAAGAGGGCUCCUAUCCGGUGCUGAAUCGGGGAGUGGUCUCUGACUGGGAUGCGCUGGAGGUGCUGUGGCAGCACCUGUUUUACUGCAGGCUGGGCGUGCGCCCGGAAGAGCUGGCUGUACUUGUGGCCGAUUCGCCCAUCUCGCCACGCACCAACAGAGAAAAGGUGGCGGAAAUACUCUUUGAGCGUUUCCAUGUGCCAGCCAUGCAGACAGUACAUCAGGCCCUGCUGGCACUCUACGCUUAUGGGCGCACCACUGGGUUGGUGCUGGGCAGUGGCUAUGGGACCUCCUACGUGGCACCUAUCCUCACUGGGGAUCUGGCCCCACUUGACACCUACCGGCUGGAUGUGGCCGGUGUUGACCUCACUGAAUACCUGGCUCAGCUACUGUUGGCAGGUGGCUACUCACUGCCCAAGGCAGGGUUGGUCAACCAGAUUAAAGAGGGCUGCUGCUACGUGGCCAUGAAUAUGACAGCUGAGAUGGCCCGCACUCGGACCCAGGCCCGAGUGGACUUUGUGCUUCCAGACAAGCAAGUCAUCACUCUGGGCUCUGAGCGUUUCUGCUGCCCUGAGGCCCUCUUCCAGCCCAGUCUGCUAGGCCUCAACCAGCCUGGCCUCCCACAACUAGCUCUCUUGAGCAUCAGCCGGCUGGAAGCCAAGCAGCAGGAGCAGUUGCUGGCCAACGUGGUGCUGGACGGUGGCAGCACCCUGAUAAAUGGUUUUCCUGAGCGUCUGAGACAGGAGCUGGGCCCCCAAGCCACUGUGCUGGGCUCUCCCCAUCGUGCCGUUGCUGCUUGGCUUGGAGGCUCCAUCAUGGCGUCCCGGGACUCCUUCCAGAGCCUGUGGCUCAGCCGCCGUGAGUACGAGGAGGAAGGCCCUUGGGCUAUCUACAAGUACCAUCUGUGAGCACAUAAAAGUUCUGGUUCUGCUUACUUGA